AACUUGUUCCGCUGAGUUCAACCCCAGACAGGCUCGCAACUUCCUUCCUGCUUUCCGACCCCCUCCCUCCCUCUUUCUCUCCCUCCUCCUUCUCCUGCACAUUCAACAAACACAGGCUAGAGGAGGAGGAGGAGGAGGAGGAGGAGGAGGCGGCAGCAGCGGAAAAGGAGCAUUCAAACAAGACCAGCCCUGCGGAGACAGCCAGCAAGAAGGACUGCCCUCUGCCUGGAACGGGCAGCAAACUUCUCGUGGACCAAAGGGGUGUGUGAAGAGGAUCAGCCUGGAUCUGGAGCCUUCCUUCCUUCCCGUGCGUCUUGCGCCGCAUUUGUUCCUGGAGAGAUGUGACCCCGCACUGCUGCUGCUGCUGCUGCUUCUGGCGCAGUGUUUUAUGGAGCAGCGGGACGGAGGGCCUUGGUGCGCCUCUCUGCUUGCGGGCGAUGCUGCCUCGGAGUUGAUCGGAGAGAAGGAGGAGAAGGAGGAAGGAGGCGAGGGAAGCGAGGACGGAGCGGAACCUGCGCCCGGGCGGCCGGAGCCCCGACUAUGGCCGUGUCCUGCUACGCUCUCAACACUUUGGUGAUCAUGAAGAGCGGCGAGGAAGAGGAGGACGGGCGCAGCAAGAAGGCGGCGGCGGUGGUGGCGGCGGCGGGGCCCAGCGCGUACUCCCCGCUCAGCAGCAGCAGCACCGGCAGCAGCAGCACGGUCUCGCCCUCCGCCUUCCUCUUCCCCGCGGUGCCCGGCGAGGAGGAGGAGGAGGAGCAGGGGGAGAAGCCCUCGCCGCGGCGCCUGAGCAGCCCCCGCUGGGCCGCCCCGCACAGCCGCUCGCCCUCGCCCUCCCUGCCGCGGGAGCUGCAGCACGUGCAGGUCACGCAGAAAGUGGGGCUCUUCGAGGCGCACAUCCAGGCGCAGAGCUCGGCCGGGGCGCCCUUCGUGCUCAGGAGCCCCCGCCCGGAGAGGAGGAGGGCGAGGAGGGGGACGCCCAGCCCCCCCGCCCCAAAGAAGGACCAGGAGGAGGCCAAGAGCCCUGCCUUGAGGGUCUUCAGCGCGGACCAGGGAGGCCAAGCCCAAGCCAGGUCUCCAAGAGGGCCCAGAGACUUGGAGGGCGCCCAGAGGGGCCAGGCGGUGUCUGUCUUGAGGGUGGGCAUCCGGGCCCAGGAAGUGAAGUCCCCUGGAGAGCAACAGGGCGCCCAGAGGGUCCAAAGGACUCAGGCCGCAGCAGACGCGAGGCUUGUUGGUGAGAUCCAGGCAGGAGAAGGCGAAGCAAGGUCUCCCGGGGGGUCUAGGAGGUUAGAGGGUGCCCAGAGGAUCCAUGGGGCUCAAACACCACAGCCAGUGAGGGUCAGCACCAAAGACCAGGCAGGUGAAGGUGAGGUGAGGUCUCUGGAAGCCCAGAAAGCACCUACAUUGAGCUUCAACUCUGGGGUCCAGGCAGGGGAAGACAAGGUGAGGUUUUCAGGGCAACCCAGGGAGCCAGAGGGAGCCCAGAGGAUCCAUGUAGCACCUGCAAUAAGAAUCAGCACUGAGGACCAAGGAGGUGAAGGCAAGAUAAGGUUGUCAAGGGAAUUCAGAGAACUGGAGGAAACCCAGAGGACCCAAGUAGUGAGAGUGAGCACCAAGGACCAGGCAGAAGAAGGCAAAGCAAGGUCUGGAGAAUUCAGAGAAUCCAACAGCGCCCAAGAAACUCACAUAGCGCCUACAUUGAAGGUCUGCACUGGGAUCCAGGCACGUAAAGGUGGGGUGAGGUGUCUAGGCGUGCGACAGGGAGCCCAGGAGGAGCAGAGAGUGCCUGCGUUGAUGGUUGACACUGGGAUCCAGGCAGGGGAAGACAAGGUGAGGUUUUCAGGGCACCCCAGGGAGCUGGAGGGAGCCCAUGUAGCACCUGCAAUAAGGCUCAGCACAGGGGACCAAGGAGGUGAAGACAAGAUGAGGUUGUCAAAGGAGACUAGAAAGCUGGAGGGAGCCCAGAGGAUCCAAGGAGCUAACAGUAUGCCAGUGGUGAGGGUCAGCACCAGGGACCAGGCAGGUGAAGUUGAAGCAAGGUCUCCUGGGGAGUCUAGAGAGCCCGACAGUGCCCAGGGAACUCUCAUAGUAUCUACUGGCAUCCAGGCAGGUAAAGGUGAGAUGAGGUCUCUUGCAGAAUCCAAAGAGUUGGAUAGUACCCAGAGGGUCCUGGGGGCUCACACGUUGCAGUUGGUGGGGGUCCAGGCAGGGAAAUGUGAGGCAGGGAGGUCUAGAGAGCAAGAAGGAGCCCAGAGGGUCCUGGGGACUCAGGAAGUGUCUAUGUUGAGGUUCGGCACUGGGAUCCAGGCAAGUGAGGAGGUGGCGGCACGUCUUCCAGGAGGGUCGUGCAAAGCUUUGAGCUGCUUGGGUGGCGAGGAAGGGAGGCGCGGCUUUGGCGAAGGGCAGGGCUCCAGUGCCGCUGAAGAGCCCCUUGGAGGCCUGCCUCGCCUCUCCAGGACUGAGGGCACCAGCUGCCCACUCGUUUUGGUGAAGAAACAGCAGCAGCAGGAGACGGCACCGCUUGAGCAGCGCUCUGAACUACCCAUGGCUGAAGCCAACGGAGCCAGCCCUGGAGACCCGCUCAGGAUGUUGUCAGGAGUGGAGGAGCAGGGGGAUCUUCAGCUGGAAGGGGAGAAGUGCUGUGGAGGCGGCAGUGGCAGCAUCCCAGCUGUCAUUGUGACUGACUUGGGUGCUCAGGAGGAGGAAGAGACUGGAGGAACUCCUCAAAGGACCAACCCUGGUAGGAAACUGUCAUCUUCCUCGGCUUCCUCUACUGGCUUCUCCUCUUCCUGGGAAGAAUCAGAGGAAGACAUCUCUAGUGACCCGGAGCGCUCCUUGGAUCAGAAUCCAGCCUUCCUACAGACCUUAGAGAAGCCCAGAGUGAGCAAGUCAUGGCGAAAGAUCAAGAAUAUGGUGCACUGGUCUCCCUUUGUUAUGUCCUUCAAGAAGAAAUAUCCUUGGAUCCAACUAGCAGGACACGCAGGUAGCUUCAAAGCUGCAGCUAAUGGGAGGAUACUGAAAAAGCAUUGUGAGUCCGAACAGCGCUGCUUGGACCGCUUGAUGAAUGAUGUUCUCAAGCCUUACGUUCCAGCUUACCAUGGAGAUAUAGUGAAAGAUGGGGAACGCUACAAUCAGAUGGAAGAUCUCCUGGCUGAUUUUGACUCUCCUUGUGUCAUGGACUGCAAGAUGGGGGUCAGAACCUACUUGGAGGAAGAAUUAACAAAGGCAAGAAAGAAGCCAAGUCUGCGAAAGGACAUGUACCAGAAAAUGAUUGAAGUAGAUCCUGAUGCUCCUACUGAGGAGGAAAACUCUCAUCGUGCGGUAACCAAGCCCCGAUACAUGCAGUGGAGGGAGACCAUCAGUUCUACAGCUACCCUGGGGUUCAGAAUUGAGGGAAUAAAGAAGGAAGAUGGCACUGUGAACAGGGAUUUCAAGAAGACAAGAACAAAGGAACAAGUCAUGGAGGCCUUUAGAGAAUUUACUAAAGGAAACUUUAACAUUCUGAACAGUUACCUUAAUCGUCUGAAGAGCAUCCGUGACACAUUGGUUACAUCACCAUUCUUCGGGAGUCAUGAGGUAAUUGGGAGUUCCCUUCUCUUCAUUCAUGACAAGAAAGAACAAGCCAAGGUCUGGAUGAUUGAUUUUGGGAAAACAACGCCGCUUCCAGAGGGACAGGUCCUCCAGCACAACGUGCCCUGGGUAGAAGGCAACAGAGAGGACGGCUACCUCUGGGGGAUGGAUAACCUCAUUGAAAUCCUAUUUGAAUUGUCUCAGAGUGAAGACCUGCGUUAAAGCCAAAUGUCCAGCUCUGCCACUACCUGGAAGCCAGCCGCUCCAACUGACUCUUCUGAACUGCACUACAAGACACUUUCCUCCCAUCCACCCUCUUCAUUCCUGGAUUUAAAACUUUAGAAACUUGUUUUAUUUAAAGUGUAAAUAUGCAGUUAUGUGCCAGAACAAAUGCAGAACAUGAAACUCAGUGUAGGCAAUGGAAGUGAAUAGCAGUACAAAGCUUUUAAGUGUUAGUAGUUAAAGAAUUCUGCAAAUGGCUACCACAAUGAAAGACUUUCAUCACUUCCCCCUUAAUCAGGUAUUUAGCUCUUAUAUCUUAUCUGUGUCAACAUUUAAUGUUAGGGGUUUUCUGCAGUUUCCACGCCAACUGAGAGAUAUCCUAGUCUUGCUUGAACAAUAUUUAUCUAAUAGUUGCCAGACUGAAGGAUAAAUUCAUUUGUUAUUAUCUACUGUUCUCUCAUCUCCAACGUAAGAUUUGGGCCACUCAUGCUAAAGCCAUGUCCACAUAAAGGACACUUUGUGGGGAUUUUAUAUUUGUAUGCAUUCUUUCUUCCUGGGAAUUUCCCACAGAAAUGAAGCAUUUUAUAUUUACUAACUUCCUUAAAUGUAGGCAUCCAGACAAUAAGUUUAUAGGAAUAAUUAAUAUCAGGUCUACUUUUUGAUAUAGCCAAUCAUUUUCUUAGCUUAUAACUACUGUGCAAUACUUGAGUAGUUGUAACAAUUGCAAAAAAGAGGCUUUGAUGGUGCAUUUCAUGGUGCAUUCAUUUAGCUGCUGUGUUUGCCUUGAACUGUUGGGCAGUAGUGUCCCCAUCCCUUCUUGCCUUAGACAGAAUGAUCAAUUUCCCAGGCCCAGGUGACUAGACUGGGCAAUCCAAAAUGCAGCUAAAGUCACUGCACUGUUACAACUCAGUGGUGGCAAUUGUAUUCAUCACCAUGCACUAAAAACUAUAGCAAGUCUCUGGUGCCACGUGUUGUCAUGACAUCCAUCCUCAGCCUAGAAGAGGCCUACACAACCUGUGGCUCGCCAGGUGUUUUAGACAUCAGCUCCCAAAAUUUCUGACCACUGGACAAGCUGGCUAGGGUUUCUGGGAGUUGAAGUAUCAAACAGCUGGAGGGCCACAGGUUGUGCAGGCCUGGCCUAAAGCUUGGUAAGACCCAGUGUGGAGGGUCUUCUGCCUUCCUGAAGCAACAGGAGGCAAAUGAAGGGAUGAGGUGGCUGUGAUUUUGAUGGGGUGGCUGGGCCAAUACAGCAACAAUGGGCUCUGGAGAGAAGGGCUUAAAACAGGGCCACUAAAUCUACAUGUUGUCAGUCUGUGCCUCAGUGUGACCAUGGAAAGACAAUAGUGGAGUGAUAAAACUGGUGUAACCAUUGUUCAGGUGUCAGCAGUCCAGACUCUUAAUACGGCAAACAGUUUCUCAGAUGUACUCUCACUUAAACAUCCAGGCUCUCAACAUGUGACAUUAAUGAAGCCUAAAAAACAGAAUGAGAUAGAAUUUGAAAGUGGUGAGAUGAAAAAUUCCAAUGUAUCUGCAAGAAAGGAGAUAUGGCUGAUUGAGCAUUUGUCUCUGAAAUUUGUGUCCUCUGUUUUUCUAGCUUUGUAAGGAUUUUUUUUGUUUAGGUCUUGCAAAACCAUCUGCUUCUCCAGUUGAGAGUUAGGCUGUUUUAUAAUUUCCUGGAACAUUUGAACAAAAGUAGAUUGCUUGCAUCAGGACUGGCUUCCUAAAAGGUCAGCAACUAACAGAAAUGUACAGAGGGAAAUGCUAACUUGUGUUAUGCAUUUUGGAGGGGGGUUUGUGAGUGCUGCAGUAACUUGGGCCAGGAAGAUUAUGUUGACUGCCUGUUAUAAAUCUCCUUGAGUACAACUUCGGGCUGACUUCAGGGCACAUCCCGUUUGUCUCAUUGCUACUAUUCUUCCCCAUAAUUAUAUUGCCGUGGCUCUUGGAAUGAGAUGACAGCACAAUCUUGCUAUAAGAGAUUCAAAUGUAUAUGGUGGGAAGAUGUCCCUUGAGUCCUCACGCAAGACUUUUGCAAGAAUUGAACCCCUUAGUAGUUCCUCCAUCCUUCAGAUUUUGUAUCUGCUGUUGUAUAUAGUUGCUCCAUUCCACUUCUAUUCUUCUCAUGCUCCCCCUGCUGUUUAAUAAUAGCCUAUGUGUAAGUGCCUUAUGGACUAGUUUCUGUUCCAUCUGUGUCAUGGAAAAGAUGGUUUGGAUUUUUUUUAAAGUUCUAUUUAUUGCCAUUCCUUUUUUUUUUCAGUUGCCUAGAACACUAAGCCUCAAUGCAUGGAAUCUUUUUAAUAAUGAUAUAACAUUUUUUAAAAAUCUUUCUCUCUACAUUUGUGGUGGAGGAAAAGUCCAUGAAGCAGCAUAAGUUCAUGUUAUUUUAAAGUUUAAUCUAGCUUUUAAAUGGCUUCUGUUAUAUACAGUUUUAUUUUUUUAAGCCUGUCUGUUUGUAAAACAAGAUUCCUUGUUUUGUGGCUUUUAAAAAGUGAAAUAUUCCUUCAGGUGUCUUUUCGACCUUUUUGGAGACUGAAACUGUUGCUGUGAGGUCGUUCCCCCCCCCCCCACCUUUUUACACCUGUUUUCCUUGGUAAGUGAUGAACUUGCAGAGUUAGAAAACACCACUGAUGCACAGUGCCUGUAAGUCAAAUAUCUCAAAAUAAAAGCAUAUGAGAUGGUU
This is a messenger RNA of Anolis carolinensis (green anole), 6466 nucleotides long. RefSeq names its product inositol-trisphosphate 3-kinase B (gene itpkb). Gene Ontology annotation, biological process: inositol phosphate biosynthetic process. Gene Ontology annotation, molecular function: inositol-1,4,5-trisphosphate 3-kinase activity; inositol tetrakisphosphate kinase activity. Bases 541 to 3789 code for a protein of 1082 amino acids. Gene Ontology annotation, cellular component: cytoplasm; nucleus. The transcript is spliced from 8 exons. NCBI's taxonomy places the organism in Eukaryota, Metazoa, Chordata, Lepidosauria, Squamata, Anolidae. The record is from RefSeq and is a predicted model, not a curated record.